Messenger RNA from Helianthus annuus (common sunflower), 2767 nucleotides. RefSeq lists its product as uncharacterized. The transcript has 17 exons. The coding region runs from base 629 to 2644 and encodes 671 amino acids. Lineage: Eukaryota; Viridiplantae; Streptophyta; Magnoliopsida; Asterales; Asteraceae. The record is from RefSeq and is a predicted model, not a curated record.
AAAUCUAUAAAUUGGAGGAUGAAAUCGUAACUUAGUUAAAAGAAAAGGUGUAAACAAGGAAAACAAAGAGUUGAUUUUUUAUAACCUACGUAUAAACCUAAACUAAAUCAGCCGUCCUCUUUCUCUCUUCCCUGUUCGCUCAUCUAAAGCUCUAAAGCUCUAAAGCUAAAAAUCAGCCGACAGAUCUUUCAUUCUACGAUUCAGCAGGGAAUGUAAGGUUCGAUCAGCAACUUCGAUUAGCCACCAUUUCUUCUCUAUUACGAUUGAAUUGUUUUUUCGGAAUGCCAUUAUGGUCGUCAGAAACGCGAUCCCAAGCGAAACCGGAUCGUUUUCGUACCGCGAAUUGGAUCGGACGAACCAAAACGUCCCCGAUACUCUGUUUUGGAAGUACCCAUUAUCGGGUACGGUUUUGUAGAAGUCCCCAAUAUCCGGGUACGUUUGGGAAACGUCCCCGAGCCGUCCCCUACGCGUUUCCGUCCCCGAGCCGUCCCCGGGACGGGUACUUGAUUCAAGCAAGUCAACACAAAAGAGGCAAAAACAAUAUUUUGAACAAAGAAAACGGCUGCAGCAACAGCAAGAGCAUAAGUCAAGUGGGCCAGAGAGCUAUACUGAUAAAAAGGUCCCAUACAUGCAAUGUAAUGAAAAUAAUAGAUCCCUUGAUGUUCUCAGUCUGCUAAACUUAUCAAAAACUAGCAAUGAUUGCACUUCCAGAGUCCCGGAAGGAAUGGGAAGUUUGAAUAGUGAACAUACUGCACCAAACUAUCAAACUGUGAACUGUACAAAAACGAUUCAAACGGAAACCGAAAAGCUCUGCCCAUCUGAACAUGUAGUAAUAAGGGAAACAAGAAUUGUAUCUAAUCACUUGGAAGAGACGGUAUAUCCACAAGGUAAUCAUCCUGAUGCUUCAAGAAGGAACAGUGACAAAGAUCCUAUAAAGACGAUCACUGAACACAAGUUAUCUGUCGUGGAUAUGCUCGGUGAUGACGAACAAAAUAGCAGUUCAAGAGGACAUCUAGUACAUGAGAAACAUGUUGCAUUUUCAGUUGAAGGUCUUGGUAAAGUGGAAAUGGAAACUCCAGUUCAUUCACCACAACAUCCUACAAGAAACUUUUCCUAUGCAAAGCCUGCACCGUCCAAAAAUUUUAGGGGCUCGCACUGUUCCAAGAACCUUAAUUACAGCCUGGAGGACAAAUUACAUGAAUUGGAUGAUAUGGCUUUUGGUGUUGAUGUACCAACGAAUGCAAGUUCUUUAAAGUUCCCUCCCUAUCUUGAAGAACCAUAUCGUAAUACGAAGCAUAAUUCAUUUGUUAGCAAAGAUUGCUUGCUGCAUGAUGCAGAUAAUUUCCUAAGAAAUGAUGAAUUUUAUGAUAGCAGGGUGGAGCAUGAUGCAUUUAAACAAGAUGAAAAAUAUAGCUUCUUGGAUCGCAAGUUUGUUGAUGAUAACUGUGGCUUAUUGUGGAAGAAUUGGUCAUGUGAUUCGGAUUCCAGUGUGAUGAAUCAUAUGAGAAGUAGGAACUACGAUAAACCAGAUUUCUCGUUUGAAGACAUUCAUAUGCAAAAAAGAAGAGCAAGUGCAAAAACAUCAGACUGCUUCGAUGUUUCAGGAUUAUCUUCUUCAUAUAAGCAGCAAACGGAGCAUGACUACGAUUUCAUGUCAUGUUAUCCAGCUAGAAGUAGAAACUCUGAUUUCAGUGAGAUGACCAAUUAUUCGGCUUGGCCUUCCUUUACAACACAAGACACAAGAGACUGUUUAAGCUUUGUGAGCGAAGAUUCAUGCUUGUCCCAUUCAGUAUGGCAUGAAGAAACCAAAAAACCAUCGUUUAGAUUUACCGAAAGACAUGAAGCUGAUUUCAUAUGCCCGAUACAUAAUUUCGCUAAAAAAACGAAUACAUUUACACAGGAAUUAUGGCAAAAGGAAAGUGGCAUUUGCUCAAGAAUGCAUAACAAGAUCCCUGAGUUCUCAACUCCAGGAGACGAUUGGUUAUUUGAAGAGCAACGCCAUACCAAGAAUACAAAACCGUGUUACGCUUCCGUAAAUCCCUUGGAAACCCAAAUGGACUCCUCUUUCAGGCCGUUCGAUUCAGAUUUCAACCCGAAGUUUUAUGCUGAUGAGAAAGAGAAGCCAUCAGAACAUGAUGCCUUUAGUGGUAAUCUUUUCUCAGAUGAAAGCAUCUAUGUAAAAACUGGACGUCAUGAAUCAUUUAGUGGUAAUCUUUAUAAGGAAGAAAAAGAUUCUCUCAAGAUGCAAUUUCAAGAGAGUGUUAGCACCGGAGAAACUAAAUCAGCAACCCCACCAGCUAUAAGUAGCACACUUCAUCAGCGAAAUCACUCAUCUUCGGAAAAUGGAGCGCCUGUUAACGCCUUAGAGUCGGAAAACGACCACAGUUGUUCUGAGGAAUCUAAUGUUAAAACUCCGGAAAUGACCGCGUGUCCGAAUGCAGUACUCUCUCCUUUACGUUCAGAUGGUGGAUCUUCAUCGGUAGAGAUGCCUCAGAAGGUGGAAGAAUAUGAUGUCUCAAAAGAAUGUGCAAACGCAAACGGUUCAAAAACUUCUCUCUUGAGCCAAAAUGAGCUUAAAAGUGAAGGAGCAGAUAGAUCUUGCAAAGUAAUGAUGCUUGGAAGCUUUGUUCUGCAACUUAUGUGAGCAGCACUUUAGAAGCAGGUACGUAACUUCUCAAGCACACGAAACCGCACAGAAAUUCAAUUGAAAUAGAAUAACAGAAUUCAUAAAUUGCAAUCUAUCUUUAGCAACUUUCGGACGUUCCUA